AAAGUAAUAAAUGCGCUGAACACAGCCAAAAUUCGAACUAUAAUGAUAACAGGCGAUAAUAUUUUAACUGCAAUAAGCGUUGCUCGGGAUUGUGGCAUAGUAAGUCCCUCGCAAGCAGUUAUAACUGUGCAUGCAGAUCCAAUUGGCGACAGUGCAAACUUCCAAACUAAUACCGGUACAGAGUGUAAUUUUGAUAAUAGUUCAGAUAAACACUACAAGUUGCACUACACCUUAGAUUUUGGUAGCAAGACGUCUCGGGCAUAUCUAUUUAAAUCAAGCUUUAAUAGUAACCUUUUUGACCGGGAUACACCUGAAUUCACGGCCCACGUUGGAAAAACUAUUUUUCAUAUGGAGUCGACGAAUUCAUUAGUUAACGAAUCGAGUUCUAGUUACGCAGAGAGUGGUUUGCCGACAAGCGAUAGUUUGGCCAGUGUAAAAACUAUAGACACUUGGACCCACAAUGAUGCUGAGCUUGGUAUAAAACACACACCAGACGAAAGCUGGCGGCAAGAAUGUAUAUUUGCAAUGGAUGGUAAGACUUGGCAAAUUGUAAAAGAUCACUUUCCAGAGGAAAUGGAAAUUCUAUUGACACGGGGUUCUAUUUACGCCCGAAUGUCACCCGAUCAGAAACAGGCACUAGUUAUAGAACUUCAAAACUUGGAUUAUUGCGUUGCCAUGUGCGGUGAUGGAGCCAAUGACUGUGGUGCACUGAAGGUGGCUCACGCUGGUAUUUCCUUAAGCGAGACUGAAGCAUCCAUAGCAUCGCCAUUUACUUCACGAAAUCCCACAAUUUCGGCGGUUUUAAAAGUUAUUAAGGAAGGACGCGCUGCAUUGGUCACAUCGUUUGGUAUUUUCAAGUAUAUGGCAGCCUAUUCGCUGGUUCAGUUCAUAUCUGUUAUGAUUUUGUAUUCCAUCGACUCAAAUUUGACGGAUAAGCAGUAUCUAUAUGUCGAUCUUGGACUUAUAUCAAUAUUUGCCUUCUUUUUUGGUAAAACCGAAUCAUUUGAUGGAAAGCUGGUGGAACAAGUUCCGCUUAGUUCAUUAAUAUCCUACACGCCAUUAGCUUCCCUUUUACUACAUCUUACUGUUGUAACAGCAUUUCAGGUGACUUGUUGGAUUCAUCUGCAUCAACAGCCGUGGUUUAAACCUUUCGAGCCUGCGGGUGAAGAUCAUUUAGGUUGCUAUGAAAACUAUACAAUGUUCUGCAUAUCUAGUUUCCAGUAUAUUAUUCUAGCUUUUGUUUUCUCCAAGGGUGCGCCAUACAUACCGUUAAGACAAGGCACAGCUAGGUUGAGACGCCUUGCUACACCGCGAAUCUAGACGGGCGUUGGACCGUCGAGUGGAGUCCUUAAAGAGGUGUUGGUAAACACUUGAAAAGAAUAUGAAAUGAAAUCGAUGGAAACACACAGAGUUCAGGUUUUUUUUUUGGUGCACCCGCCAAUACAUCACCACCCAAAAAAAAAAAUCACCACCCACCAUUGCCAACUACAACAACAAUACCAUCAUCAAAAACAACAACACGUGCGAUAUCUAUACAACAUUGCGACGCAAAAUUUAUGACAACAACCAACCAACUAAACAACCAACAACGAAAACAGUUACGUGACAAGGGCAGCGAUGUGGACGGCCUGAUACUGAAACCGACAGAUCAUUUAUCACCGCCGAGCACCAUGUCGCGCCUUAGUGAUUCGGACACCACGUCCGACUUCGACAUCGAUGGAAUGACUCCGGGGGCCAGCAUCUCGUCCAUGGGCAGCUCAGCGAGUCCGCCGCCCCUGCUAGAGGUAACAGCCACCCCAACAACUUGAAAACAACUUCAACAACAACAACAGCCUGAACAACAAACAUCAGAGCAACACUUCACUGAGCGAAAGCACCACAUAGGACACACACAAGAAACAAGCAUCGGGAGUUACAGAAACCGAAUCAAAUUUAUUAUUUCAUAUGUAUAUAGUACACAUCGUGAAACGGGGAGGUCUCAUCCAAAC
This is a messenger RNA of Drosophila simulans, 1988 nucleotides long. Its product is annotated as probable cation-transporting ATPase W08D2.5. Gene Ontology annotation, molecular function: ATP binding; P-type transmembrane transporter activity; ATP hydrolysis activity. The record is from RefSeq and is a predicted model, not a curated record. Gene Ontology annotation, cellular component: membrane. Gene Ontology annotation, biological process: intracellular calcium ion homeostasis; polyamine transmembrane transport. The coding region runs from base 43 to 1320 and encodes 425 amino acids. NCBI's taxonomy places the organism in Eukaryota, Metazoa, Arthropoda, Insecta, Diptera, Drosophilidae. The transcript has 3 exons.